This is a messenger RNA of Perca flavescens (yellow perch), 1785 nucleotides long. RefSeq names its product phospholipid phosphatase 6 (gene plpp6). The record is from RefSeq and is a predicted model, not a curated record. The coding region runs from base 164 to 1024 and encodes 286 amino acids. The transcript is spliced from 2 exons. Lineage: Eukaryota; Metazoa; Chordata; Actinopteri; Perciformes; Percidae. Gene Ontology annotation, molecular function: sphingosine-1-phosphate phosphatase activity.
UGGAGAUUCAGCUAUUUCAGGCAGGACGUGAUAUGAAUGAGACGUACAAUAGAUGAACUAAAGGAGCAACAACCCGCGCAGCACUGCAGACAAUUCACCACCACUGCGGGUCCACUACAUAACGCCUAGCUAAGUGUCUACGUCGGUAGGAUUAACCGAUAAAAUGCCUUCUCCUAAAGCUAAAAACCCCGUUCGCAGUGGUGGAAGCCCGGUGCUCGGAAGCUCCAACGGCCGCUACGAGUUCAUGUCGCUGACGAAGCCGUUGAACCGGUCCUCGCCGUCGCAUCUCCUCCAGCGGCAGGGCUCCGAGCCGACCACGGCUCGCCUCCGAGCAUCGGAGAGCCCCACUCGGCGCCGGGGCUCCAGCUCCUCCACGGGCUCCGCGAGCGGCCAGGGGCUGUCGGAAGAGGACGGUAUACGGCUCAACCCCUCCUUCGUCCGCGUAGCGCUCAGCUCGCUUCUCGCCAUCGACCUGUGGAUGUCCAAGCGGCUGGGGGUGUGUGCCUGCGAGGACUCUUCCUGGGGCAGUGUGCGCCCGUUAAUGAAGCUGAUAGAGAUAUCGGGACAUGGGAUCCCCUGGCUGGCUGGUACCGUUUACUGUCUGUACAAGAGUGACAGUGCUGCAGGACAAGAAGUCAUGCUCAACCUUCUCAUGGGCCUGCUGUUGGACCUGGUCCUGGUUGCCAUUGUUAAGGCAGUAGUGCGUCGGCGUCGGCCAGCACAUAACCGUAUGGACAUGUUUGCCACCUUUUCUGUGGACCGCUACUCGUUCCCUUCAGGCCAUGCCACCCGCGCUGCCAUGUGUGGGCGCUUCCUGCUGGCUCACCUGGUGCUGGCUGCCCCGCUGAGGGUCCUGGUCCUGCUGUGGGCCAGCCUGGUGGGGCUGAGCCGAGUGAUGCUGGGCAGGCACAAUGUCACUGACGUGAUGUUUGGCUUCUGGAUGGGCUAUUGCCAGUAUAACCUUGUAGAGAUGUUGUGGCUCUCACCUCAAACCCUGCAAGGGCUGCUGGGACAGUUAGCUUAAUAUUAGUGAUUGAAGGAGGACAAGACAUGGAGAUUUUAAUCUUGAUUGUAGGAGCACCUGCACACCUUUUUGUCUUUUGACCGAUUUACGUAUAGGAGAAAUUGUCUUAAAGAAGAGAGCUCUAUCAAACAUAGCUUUGUUCUGCUGUUAUCUGACACUUAAAGGCCACUUUCAAUCAGAAUAGAUAGACCAGGAGAAAUUUCUCCAGAUUAACCUGAAGCCAUCUCACUCUCUCUGCCAGCCAGAUUCACUGGAAAGGAUUUAGGGCGUUUUCACACCUGCCUUGUUUAGUUUGGUUGAAUCGAACCCUGAAGCGUGCCAAGCAUACAAGCAUUCGUUUGGCCAGGUGUGAACACAAUAAACACACUGGGUGCAGACCAAAAAAAAAAACGGACCAAGACCACCUUGAGGAGGGGGUCUUGACCCGAUUACAAACAAAUUCUGGUAAGCUUCGGUACGGUUUGUCUGUGGUGAGAACAGGAUCCUACCUGGAUCAGACCCAGCUAUCAGCUGUACUCCGCAAGUUUGAGCUAAACGGCUGCCGUAGUCAGUUGUGCUUUGCCAUUUGCGAGCAUGCAAACUGUGGCAGUUUGCAAUAAUUCUGUCACAGAAAUAUACUGCGAUCAAGCUCACCAUCACUCACGCUCCGUGGUCUAGAUGUGUGUACGUCUCAGCCGCCGCUAAAGUUGGAGACCGACUAGGGCUGCACAAUUAGUUGCAAUUGUGUCGAAAUCGCAAUAUGAACUAGUGCAAUAUCCAAA